GCGACGCACGCGUCUUAAGUCAAGGAAGUUUUACUUGUAUAGCCCAAUAUCACAAAUUAGAUUACUUUCCCUUUCGUCGCGUUUUUAUUCUGGAUUUUUUUAAUUUACGCUUUUAUCGACAAGAAGAGACAAGUUUUAUUUUGCUCUUUCUCCGGCUGACGUUGAGAAGCGCUCGCAAGAAGAGGCUGCAAUGAAGUACAUCAUAGGAAUCGGCGGGGUUACUAAUGGUGGUAAAACCACUUUAACAAACAAGCUGAUCAAGGCAUUGCCUAACUGUUGUGUUGUGCACCAAGAUGACUUUUUCAAGAAACCCGAUCAGAUAGAAGUUGGGGAGGACGGCUUUAGGCAGUGGGAUGUGAUUACAGCUCUGGAUAUGGAGGCCAUGACAAACACGAUCAAGGGCUGGAUUGAGAACCCGGUGAAGUUUGCUCGUUCCCAUGGUGUUUCUCCCGUCACAAAUGUGCGUGAAGCUGAUGAGCAGAUCCACAUCCUGAUCGUCGAGGGCUUCCUGCUCUACAAUUACCCGCCUCUGAUGGAUGUAUAUAGCAAUUGCUAUUACAUCUCCAUUCCAUAUGAGGAGUGCAAGAGGAGGAGAAGUACAAGACAGUACACUGUCCCAGACCCUCCUGGCCUGUUUGAUGGUCAUGUGUGGCCCAUGUACCUGAAGCACCGAAAACAAAUGGAGGAUAGCUGUCUGAAUAUCAAGUAUCUGGACGGUUUGAAGUCUAAAGAGGAGAUCUACACCCAGGUGUAUGAGGACAUUCAAAACACGCUGUUCAAUCGUUUAUAGCAGGAAGAGUCCUCUCCCUCUGUGUACAAUUGUAAAUAACACCAAGGACUUUUUAUGCCUUUUUGUAUUUUUUUUUUUUUGUAAAUAGAUUAAAGCAACGUUAACUUAUCAUAAUUCUUUGUCGUCUUCACA
This is a messenger RNA of Lampris incognitus (smalleye Pacific opah), 922 nucleotides long. It is a transcript of the gene mibp, whose product is annotated as muscle-specific beta 1 integrin binding protein. Gene Ontology annotation, cellular component: cytoplasm. The transcript has 8 exons. NCBI's taxonomy places the organism in Eukaryota, Metazoa, Chordata, Actinopteri, Lampriformes, Lampridae. The record is from RefSeq and is a predicted model, not a curated record. Bases 191 to 790 code for a protein of 199 amino acids.